AUGUCUGUCGCUAAAGCUCACAACAUGCCGUCUUGCAAGGAUAAAAAGAUGCUCAGGAUGGGCACCAUGGGCAUUCUUUGCAGAGGAACCAAGGUUCUGAUUAUCCGCCGCAGGCUGAAGACCCCGGAAAUCAGAGAAAACGGUCCACCCGAUACCUGGGCCUUUCCGGGUGGUGCCUUGGAGAAGGGCGAGACCCCGGAGCCGGCAAUGAAGCGUGAAUAUAAAGAGGAGGCAGGCGUGAAAGUGACCAUCCAGCCCAUCGGAGACGAGCCUGUGUGGGGAGAGACCGACGACUAUCUGGUUGACGACUGGCGCUGUUUCUUCUUUAUUGUCAAGCAAGUUGACCCUAAUGAGGAACCUAAUAUUAUGGAACCGCAGAAGCACGUUGACUUGAUGUGGAUCGACUGGAAUGAGUUAUGGGCCCUGAUAUCGGCCCAGAUUAUGGAUGAAACGGCCGGUGGUGCCAAGGAAGAUGCGUCCGGCAAGGACAACAUGAGAUUCUUCCCGUCGAUGAUAAACAUGGUCAAGAAAUACCCGCUUCGCUCUGAUGCGGCUUGCUUAGAGAAGCGCCUGUAA
Messenger RNA from Colletotrichum higginsianum IMI 349063, 576 nucleotides. Its product is annotated as NUDIX domain-containing protein. The record is from RefSeq and is a predicted model, not a curated record. The coding region runs from base 1 to 576 and encodes 191 amino acids. NCBI's taxonomy places the organism in Eukaryota, Fungi, Ascomycota, Sordariomycetes, Glomerellales, Glomerellaceae. The transcript has 3 exons.